Xylaria bambusicola is the source of this 7482-nucleotide messenger RNA. RefSeq lists its product as uncharacterized. The transcript is spliced from 5 exons. Gene Ontology annotation, molecular function: phosphopantetheine binding; fatty acid synthase activity; 3-oxoacyl-[acyl-carrier-protein] synthase activity. The record is from RefSeq and is a predicted model, not a curated record. The coding region runs from base 1 to 7482 and encodes 2493 amino acids. NCBI's taxonomy places the organism in Eukaryota, Fungi, Ascomycota, Sordariomycetes, Xylariales, Xylariaceae. Gene Ontology annotation, biological process: fatty acid biosynthetic process; secondary metabolite biosynthetic process.
AUGGCGUAUAUAGUAGAUCGGCAAGAGCCAAUCGCCAUUGUUGGAGCCAGCUGUCGGUUCGCUGGCGAUGCAACCUCUCCCUUAAAACUCUGGGAUCUUCUGUGCAAGCCAUUUGACCUUUCACGCGAGGUUCCUCCAGAGAGGUUCAGCGCCAAGGGAUUCUAUCACAAAGAUGGAGAGUACCACGGCACCACCAAUUGCAUCAAGGCGUAUUGGCUGAAUGAAGACUGCCGGGCCUUUGAUCCAGGCUUCUUUAACAUCACCCCCAAAGAAGCGGAAGCCAUGGAUCCGCAGCAGCGCCUCUUGCUAGAAGUUGUCUUCGAGGCCAUGGAGUCUGCAGGCUUCCCCCUUUCCCAGUACAGCGGUAAACGUGUUGGUGUCUUUGCAGGGUGCAUGACGCAAGACUACGAAGUCCUCUCUUCACGCGACGAGCUCACAACUUCUCAGUACUUCGCUACAGGAAACUCGCGAGCCAUGCUGUCCAACCGCAUCUCAUACUUCUUCAACUUCCAAGGCCCUUCUAUGACCAUUGACACGGCAUGCAGCUCCAGUCUUGUGGCCCUACACCAGGCCGUGCUAAGUCUGCGUGAGGGCGAUUGCUCAAUGGCGUGUGUGGCGGGUGCCAACAUGAUGCUCACACCAGAGCAGUUCAUUGUUGAGUCUGCACUGCACAUGCUGAGCCCUUCAGGGAAAUGCCACAUGUGGGACACUAGAGCUGAUGGCUACGCCCGCGGUGAAGGCUUUGCGGUGUUGCUUGUUAAGCGGCUUUCUCAUGCUAUUCGAGAUGGUGACAAGAUCGAAGCUGUCAUUCGUGCAACUGGCUCCAAUGCGGAUGGUCGAACCGCUGGCAUCACUAUCCCUAAUCCUCAAGCUCAAGCAGCACUCAUUCGGAGCACUUAUAAGAAAGCAGGUCUUGAUCCCAAGAAUCCAUCUGACCGGUGCCAGUACUUUGAGGCGCAUGGCACAGGUACUAAGGCUGGCGACCCGCGUGAAGCUGCUGCGAUCCAUGAGGCUUUCUUUGGCAACAGUGAGCCCAAGUCAAAGGCUGUGCAGUCUUCGCAUAAUCCUGAACAAAAGAUGCUUGUUGGGUCGAUCAAGACAGUAGUUGGACACACCGAAGCUGCUGCCGGUCUUGCAGGCGUGCUCAAGAUAGUCUGGAGUAUCAAUCAUGGACUUGUACCGCCGAAUUUGCAUUUCGAGCAUCUGAACCCGGAGGUGAAGCCCUUUUACACACACCUCCAGAUCCCCACUGUCUUGACGCCUUGGCCGGAUCCUCCUCCGGGUCAACCUCGCAGAGCCAGUGUUAAUUCUUUCGGCUUUGGCGGUGCCAAUGCACAUGCCAUCAUUGAGUCUUACAUCCCUGAAGUCCGCCCUGUCGUCUUAGCCACACCGCUUGAACUUGCAGCAAUUGGCUGCUGCCCUGAGCAAGCCACCACCCGCGUCUUGGCACCACAGCCACAGCUGAGUGCCUCUGCCAGCCCAGAUCCCUUUCAUCUGCCCCUUGUCAUCUCUGCAGCUUCUCACAAGUCUUUGCGAGAUCUUGUUCAGUCCUAUAGAAAAUACCUGGACGAGAACGACGUUGAUGUACACCAUUUGUCAUGGCAUCAGUUCUCACGAUGCACUGGUCUCCCGUACCAAGUUGCUUUCUCUGCGGCAACAAGGCCCGAUGCUCUGCGUGCCUUGGAUUCUCUCCUGCCCUCCAAUGGGUCAGCGAUUCCUCCUGAGCGCAUCAGCCGAUCUCAGGUUUCAGAUGCACCUCUGCGAAUCUUGGGGAUCUUCACAGGCCAAGGGGCACAAUGGGCCACUAUGUCCAGGACUCUGUUGCAGCAAAACAGCGUCUACCGCAACACCAUCCGCAAGCUCGACGGCGUUCUCACGUUUUGCCCUCAACCGCCCUCAUGGACCUUGGAGGAUCAUAUCAUGGCUGACAAAGAUGAAUCGUGCAUUGAUGAAGCAGCUGUCUCGCAGCCUGUUUGCACCGCCCUGCAGAUUGCACUUGUUGACUUCCUACGAAGCAUUGGUAUCGACUUCCAUACCGUGGUUGGACACUCAUCUGGGGAGAUCGCUGCCGCGUACGCUGCAGGGCGGAUUUCUGCAAAAGACGCCAUCUUGAUCUCUUAUCACAGGGGCAUGGUUGCACAUCUUGCUCGUGGCGCGGAUGGCCAAAAGGGUGCCAUGUCAGUGGCUCGCAUGUCAGAGCGUGAAGCUACCAGUCUUUGCCGUCGUUUUGCUGGCCGCAUAUGCGUUGCAGCAAGCAAUAGUCCAAACAGUGUAACGCUCUCAGGUGAUAUUGAGUGCAUUCGCUUAGCCCAUGACCAGCUGAAAGAGAACCGGACAGCAUCAAAGAUUUUGCAAAUUGACACCGGUUAUCAUUCACAUCACAUGCAUCAACCCGCUGAACAAUACACCGUGGCGCUUUCAGAAAACAACAUCUCUUCCAGUCCAAAAGGGAAUGGAAUCGUUUGGAUCUCAAGUGUGAAGGGCCGUUCUCGCAUCACACAGGAUUUGGACAUUGGAUAUUGGGCAGACAACAUGGUCAAUCAGGUCGAGUUCACCCAGGCCGUCAAAUAUGCACUGUCUCAGUCUGGCAGUGGCUUUGAUUGCGCCAUAGAAAUUGGUCCACACCCUGCACUGCAGUCUUCUGUCUCGGAGACUGCCAAACCUCUCGGCCGUACCAUUCUGUACACCAGCCCCUUGAACAGGACGAAAGACAGCAGCGUCUCGGUUUCAAACUUCUUGGAGUUCAUUUGGUCGAACUUUGGAUCCUCAAAGGUCGCGUUGGGUACAUACAUCGAACAGUCCCCUGUCCCAGAUGUGGUCAACUCAAGAUUGACAGAUAUCCCGUCAUAUCCUUUUGAUCACUCUGCCAGCUAUUGGCGAGAGUCACGCAUUAGCCGCCAAUAUCACCACAAGACUGAAGUCCCUCAUGAGCUUUUGGGUGUUCGGUGCCGAGAGGAUAAUAUAUAUGAGAUGAAAUGGCGGAAUAUUCUGAAGAUUGAAAAGCUCCCAUGGCUGGGGCAUCACCAGUUUCAGGGCCAGGCACUGCUACCUGCCUCUGCCUAUUGUAUCAUGGCACUUGACGCGGCACGAGCUUUCCUUGCAGGCCGACCCGCAUCCUUGGUCGAACUUCGAGAUAUCGAGAUCCUGAGUGGCAUUGCCCUUGAUCGAGACUCUGCCGGUGUUGAAACCCUCUUUACCCUAACGAUGUCUGAUGGGGACAAGGAGUUGUCCAAUCUCAACGGUACCUUUUCCUUGUAUUCAUGUUCUCCCGAUGGCGCGACCAAGAUGAAGAAGGACGCCACCGGAUCGUUGCACAUUGUUUUAGGCGAGCCAUCUUUGGAGGUUUUGCCACUUCGGCAACCGUCUCUGUCCGAGACAUCAGCUGCUGACGCUGAAGUUUUUUACGAGACAAUGAAUAAAGCUACUGGCCUUCUAUAUACUGGUCCUUUCAGGGCUCUAGAUACAAUUCACCGUCGCUAUAGAUAUUGUUGUGCGACCCUUGGUCGUUUCCACUCUGAUGACACUACCAAGCUGGGCAUCAGUCCAGCAACGCUCGAUGCUUGUUUCCAGACUGCAUUUUUGGCCUACGCCUAUCCGGGAGAUGGGUCAUUUUGGACGUCUUUCCUGCCAACGGGAAUUCGCCGAAUCAAAUUCAAUCUUGCCACACUGGCUAAUGCUGAUCCCAAAGGUUCGCUGACAGUUGAUACGAAUAUGGUCCGUUGCAUGCCACCGACCGAAGCAUCUCGUGCAUCGAUUGCGAUUGACAGUGCUAUCUUCAACAAUGCUGGAGAAGCAGAGAUCCAUGUCGAAGACCUUGUUGUUCGCGCCUUGGCCGACACUAACCCAAAAGACGAUUAUGAACUAUACCUCCAUACGGUGAUGGAUAUUGAUCCCGCUGAUGAGAUUGUUCCGCCCGACGAUGCUGUCUCAGCUGAAGAUAGUAACCUUUUGGCUGAGAAUUGUCGGAGAAUCACUUCUUUCAUUCUCGACUAUCAUGUUGCGGAGAAUAGCCCUAAAGCAACCAAGGGAUCAUUGGUCGAAACCCAGGAGGCCAUUGAUACCAUGAUCCGCAACUCGCAUCAUAGCGAUUAUUUGGCACAUAUCAAGGAAGCUGGACAACUAGACGUAAUCCGACUAUCUGAAGCACUACCAUCUAUUCUGAAGGAGGCCCGCCAAGUUUCCCUGUUCCGAAACCACUUGGGUCGCAUUGUGAAGCAGGUCGUUCAUCGAUAUCCAUGGAUGAACAUUCUCUACAUGCCCACUAAGCAGUUUGACCUUACUCGGAUUAUACUGGAUACCAUUGGUGGCUCCUAUCAGUCUUUCACUUUGGGUGUCAGCGGAGGAACUCCGUCCUCUGCAAGCCCACGCCUGGGAACUCAGCCAUCCGAAAGUUUCCAGGAGCUAGACAUCAACACCUUGGGUCAGCCGGGAACUCAGAUUGGAUCCGAAGUAUUGUUAGAUCUCGUGAUUCUUCCAACCACGCUGCUAGGCUACGAUGAUAUGACCAAGGCCUUGGAAGGUAUCAGUCGUGCAAUGAAGCAGGGUGGCUUUCUGAUUCUGAUUAAUCCAAACGUCGCCAUACUCAACACCCAGCCAGGAACACGCUCUGGCGACGGCACCAAUCGUCCUCCAACACCACCAGAAUGGCCUGAUAUCCUCGACGCUUAUGGCUUCACUCGACAAGCCCGGAACUCUGACCACUACCACCGAGCGGGCUACGUACUCGUGCGGCAAUUAGGUGAACGGAGGUCAUUCAAAUUUCCGGUGCAGGUGGAUGGUAGUACCACUGUUACUGAAAAUCUACUCUUUCUCCGGAGCGCCUCUGGGAAAGAUGAUAGUCAGCUGGUCGCUGGCCUCCAGGGCCGGAUUUCACCCCACUGUAGCCAUGUUACGUCCCGCUCACUCUACGAGGUGACCACACAAGAAUUGGAGGAUUGCACUGCUGUCAUCGUGCUGGCUGACCUCAGCGAGCCGGUCAUGUCGAACAUGACCCAACACACAAUUAGCCAGUUUCAAAUCCUCUUCCGGCCUGCCAUGACAGUACUCUGGGUGACAUGCGAUGCACGAAGCGGAAACCCAGAGGCCGCAGCCAGUUUUGGAUUUUUACGGACUAUGGUGGCAGAGGUGCCCAAUCUGAAACUACAAGUGCUGGACCUCGACCCCAAUGACGUUGAGUCUCCAGUGGACAGAAUAUCUUCAGCCUUUUAUCAACUAGUCUUUUCUAAAAAGGACAUAUCUAACAAGUCUAUGUGGACUUUGGAGCAUGAGAUUCACAUGGAAAAUGGACGACGCCUGAUCCCUCGUGUGAUGCCUUGGACACAAGCCAAUGACAGAGUCAACGCUCUUCGUCGCAUGGUCACGGUACCCGUGAAUACCAUCCAACAAUAUAUCGAGCUCGCACCAAAAGUCCUCCCGAACGACACCAUCUGCUUCUCACUCAACCACAUUGAACAGAGUCCUCGUCAACACUUACCGCCAGGCAGUGCGAUGAUUCGAGUAGAUUACAGUUCAGCUCUGCCACUCAAGCUAUAUAACGACAUUUCUCGCUACGUAUGCGUAGGACACAAUUGCUACACGGGCAAGCGGGUGAUAGCCUUGUCGAACACGAACUCGUCGUAUAUCGCAUCUCCGCCCUCAAUAGCUAUGACCUUAGAAGGAGACAAGCACCAGAGCCUGACCGUACUUCAUGAACUUAUCCGAUGCAUCACGGCUUUGACAAGUGUGUCUAUUGUCUCACCUGACCAUCCAAUUGUGCUCAUCGAUCCCGAUGUAGAGUUUGCAAAUCAGCUGAUAGCUCUCGCGUCGGAAAGCCAUAAAGUCAUCAUUGUGGGAACAUGCUGCAAUGAACACGAUAAAGCACGGUAUACGAAGAUACUGGAAUGCGAUAAACUUCGUCGCUAUGUGUCCGUCUGCCUACAUCCGCAGUGCUUGUUGGGAGAUUUGAAGCACGCCUUUCCACAGCGUGGUACCAUCUUCAACUUUCUGCCAGAUGAUCACCAGCUAACUAGACGAAUCAUGGCGUCGAUUUCGAACGAAUGUGCCAUCUAUACCGGUUUCACCACAUUCGUCUUGAAAGCACUACUGCACAAUGAAGACCUCCCGGUGCUCAGCUUCGCAUGGAAUAUGGCUUUGCGCUCCGUUGCACGACGAUCUUUGGAGAAUGCUCAGGAACCUCGGGAAUCUGAUCUCAUUACUACAGUCUCACUGCGAGAGCUGCAGUCGCGCGCAAUGAGUGCGCAGUCAUUCCAGAUUGUUGACUGGAAUCGGGACAGUCAUGUCCUUCGCUCGAUCAACCACACCGUCGAUGGGCCCCUCGUCUCCUCCAAUAAGACCUACUAUCUGUUUGGUAUGACCCGCGACUUUGGCCACAGUAUCUGCCGCCUCUUACUCGAGCAAGGAGCAAGAAGUAUCGUUCUAGCUAGCCGAAACCCAGACACCUCCUUGAACUGGGUCACUGAGCUUAACGCUAUAUAUGCCGCGGACAUCCGAAUCAAAAGAGCCGACGUGACAAACAUAGAAAGUCUUCACGCGUUAAAGAAAGACACCGCCAAAACCAUGCCACCUGCGGGCGGCGUCGUGAAUGGCGCCAUGGUGCUAGACGAUUGCCUGUUCGCGCAGAUGACCAUCGAGACAUGGAAUCGAGUGCUGCACCCAAAGACAAUCGGCUCAGCGAACUUAGACACGGUGUUCUCGGAGCCUGACCUCGACUUCUUCAUCAUGACGUCGUCGUUCGCCGCCAUCGGUGGACACGCAGGGCAAUCCAAUUACGCGGCCGCCAACAUGUACAUGAACGGCCUGGCCGCUCAGCGACGCAAGCGCGGUCUGGUUGGAAUGGCACUCAACAUCGGCGUUAUCUACGGUCUCGGCUUACUCCAGCGCGAGAAGACGUAUCUAUACGCCGGACUCGAGAAGGACGGAUACCCGCCCAUCUCGGAGCGCGACCUGCAUCACAUGUUCCUGGAGGCCGUCGUGGCAGGUCGGCCCACAACGGACGGGGAUUGCGCGAAAUAUCACCAAGAGCACGUCCCAUUCGACAUUACUACUGGACUGCGACGGUUCCGUCGGGGGUCACCGCAGCCGCUUCACUGGCACGAAGACCUGCGAUUCGGACACUUCGCGAUGCGACCCGAGGCAGAUUCCGCAAACGUGGACAGCACAAACAAUACCAAGAGGAGCCUUCAGGAGGAGCUCGCAUGCCUCUCGCAUAAUGAGGCCGUGGCGAACGCCAUCAGCGCCGCGCUAGAGCAGAGACUGCGCGCGCUCAUGCAGCUCCCCGACAGCAUGGCCAUCGACAUGCACAGCAGCCCGAUGGAUCUCGGCCUCGACUCGCUGACGGCCGUGGAGGUGCGCACCUGGUUCAACAAGAGCCUCGGUCAGGAUUUCGCCGUUAUGAAGAUUAUCAACGCGACUAGUAUCCUGCAGCUGUGCAACGACUGCGCAGAGCAUAUCCUAGCCCUUCGUGCCGACAAAAACAAGGCGUAG